AUGCCGACGACUUUGAGAGACCUAGGCCUGCCAAAAAGAUCAAAAGUCGGUCUCAAGGUGUCGAUGAAGCUAGCGAAACCAUUCCACCGCGACCGCCCGCUGCCACGAUAUGAAUGGGGUGUUCUUGAGUUGGGUGUAUUCCUUCCACUUCAUCCCCUCCUCGCAGAAGCUAGACAGUACGCAGCAAGGCCAGAGACGGCCAGGCAUUUCGAAGACUUGUACGUAGCGCUUCCAUGGCUACCAACACUUGGAAAAGAUCCCAUAUCGCAGUUGAGGUGUGGAGAGAAGGACAAGUUGGCAUUGCAGCAGUAUAUGGAGCACCUUGGAAGUUGGAAAACAAAAUAG
Molecule: messenger RNA, 345 nt
Organism: Cadophora gregata
Lineage: Eukaryota; Fungi; Ascomycota; Leotiomycetes; Helotiales; Ploettnerulaceae
Exons: 3
Coding region: 1-345 (114 amino acids)
Source: RefSeq, a predicted model, not a curated record